This is a messenger RNA of Nematostella vectensis (starlet sea anemone), 1264 nucleotides long. RefSeq names its product protein FMC1 homolog. The transcript is spliced from 3 exons. Lineage: Eukaryota; Metazoa; Cnidaria; Anthozoa; Actiniaria; Edwardsiidae. The record is from RefSeq and is a predicted model, not a curated record. Gene Ontology annotation, cellular component: mitochondrion. Bases 54 to 365 code for a protein of 103 amino acids.
AUGGCUGAGCCUACGCUAUGCCGAAAUUGUAAGCGGAUUCUCUAAGAAGAAAAAUGACGGCGAGCUCUCUGCGAACUUUACGAAACAUUCUACGAGAAUUAAGACUUGCAUCUCCUACUACGGGGCCCGUAAGAGAAGUCUUUGGCUACAAGUUUUUGUUGGAUGAAUAUCGUAAGACAAGGAAUGCUGACGAGGAGACGGUGAAGACAUAUCAAAGAGAUGCCAGUUAUUACUUGUGCUUGCUCAAAAAUGAACGUGUGAAAAAGGAACUGCAUGAAGUCUACAAAGGUAAAGGAGAACGACCUGUUGAAGAAGUUGCAAGAAUGGUUGGAUUUAAACUUCCAAAGACAUAUGAUAGCAGCUAAUGCUGGAACUAGAGGAGCCAUAUUAUCAAUCUUAGAGGAGUGUGUUGUCCAAAAAGAGGACUAAUUUAAGACAUGAACUUUAAUCUGAGUAUAUCUUACACUUGAAAGUAUGCUCCGCAGUCCCUGUAUAGGCAUUGGAGAUAUUUAUUCAGCGAGAAAACCUGGAGUUUAUUACCUUGGCCACAAUUUUGACACGCAGGAGUGGGACAUAGGGUAGUUGAAGAAAAAAAAAAAUUCCAAAAUGGCAAACAAAUAACAAAAUCCAGGUUUUCUUGCCAAAAUUAAACCCAAAUGCCUACAGACAGGCUACUCUGUGGUAUGAACCUGUGUAUUGUGCCCAAGUUGUGUCACAAAGUUUUGGUAAAACCCAAGUGGGCUAGGCCUGUAUCAGCUCUGUCUAACAGAAGUAAGGACUUGCCUGUUGGUCUGACUUGCUUUACAUUUGGUUUCCUAAGGCCUAGUUAAUGCGCUUUUCUUUCCAUAUGCCAUUCCUAAUGUAUAUGCAUGCAAAUGAAGAUGAAGCAAUCGACCUAGUCAUUGAUUUGCAUGUAGCAUAUGAACAAGGCCCCUAGGGGGGGGGGGGGGGGGGUUAGUCCCUAUAUCCAUUGGACAUGGAUCAUCUUUGUAUCUUUUAGGAUGUAAAUUUGAGCCUUGGGUAUCCUAUAGGGGUGAAAAUGAGAAUGCCCAGAUUUUUUUUAACUUGGUAUCUUUUAGGGUGCUAUUAUAGCCAUCGCUAAUCUAACUUGUAGCUCACGAAAGGUUGUUAAAAAGUCCCAAUCAGUGUUUUUAGAUCACUAAUUAUUUAUGUUUGUUUGAGGUAUCUUUUAGGGGGUAAAUUCAUACCUAAUCACACCCUCUUUGUCAUCUUUUAGGGUUAUAAUAAAACCAGACCACACCCA